Messenger RNA from Phycomyces blakesleeanus NRRL 1555(-), 695 nucleotides. RefSeq lists its product as hypothetical. Gene Ontology annotation, cellular component: NatA complex. The record is from RefSeq and is a predicted model, not a curated record. Gene Ontology annotation, biological process: mitotic sister chromatid cohesion. Gene Ontology annotation, molecular function: acyltransferase activity, transferring groups other than amino-acyl groups. The transcript is spliced from 3 exons. The coding region runs from base 59 to 544 and encodes 161 amino acids. NCBI's taxonomy places the organism in Eukaryota, Fungi, Mucoromycota, Mucoromycetes, Mucorales, Phycomycetaceae.
UGUCCCCCUCCUCUUUAAUAUUUGACUUCCACAUCCUGUCUUUACAUAAAAACAAAUAAUGUCGCCCACAAUCACACACCAGCGUACUGCACUUGGAGAUGUUACCCCAAACAAUCUUGGCCAACUUCGUAAACUCAAUACAAUAUUGUUUCCUGUAAACUAUGGCGAGAAGUUUUAUAAUGACUUGGCUGAGGCUGGAGAAUUGGCCAAGUUGGCUUAUUACAAUGAUGUGUGCGUUGGUGCUGUGUGUUGUCGUAAGGAUAAUGUUGAUGGCAAGACAACGAUCUACAUGAUGACCUUGGGUGUUCUUGAGCCUUACAGACGUCUUGGCCUUGGUCAUCAAUUGUUGGGACAUAUCUUGGAACAGGCCAAGGAUAUGAAGCCUGCGGUUGAAUCUGUCCAACUUCAUGUUCAGACAACCAAUGAUUCUGCCGUCGCUUUUUACAAGAAGUAUGGCUUUGAGGUUACAAGCACCGUCAAGGAUUACUAUAAAAAGAUUGAACAAAGAGAUGCUUAUGUCCUCACAAAGACCAUCGAACACUAAUAAGCAUAUAUAUAUGAGGCUGUGGCUGUGUGUGUGUGUGUGUAUUGAUAUCCACACAUUUAUAUACAUAUAUACGUACACGCACACACACACACACAUAUAUAUCAUAAAAUAAAAAUAAACGCGUCUAAUCAAGCACUAUCAGACAUGU